Polypterus senegalus (gray bichir) is the source of this 2780-nucleotide messenger RNA. RefSeq names its product amine oxidase copper containing 1 (gene aoc1). Bases 162 to 2402 code for a protein of 746 amino acids. Gene Ontology annotation, biological process: amine metabolic process; response to antibiotic. NCBI's taxonomy places the organism in Eukaryota, Metazoa, Chordata, Cladistia, Polypteriformes, Polypteridae. The record is from RefSeq and is a predicted model, not a curated record. The transcript has 5 exons. Gene Ontology annotation, cellular component: plasma membrane. Gene Ontology annotation, molecular function: primary methylamine oxidase activity; diamine oxidase activity; copper ion binding.
CAAACAAACAUGGGCUCGUGUUCAUAAAACAAAAGCAUCAAGACGGGAGCCCACGAAAGCCACAAGCAAGAGAUUAAAGGCACCAGCAGUCGUGUUAAGGGCAGCGAGUCACCUGAGCAGCAGACUUUCAUCUUAGGCGGCCAGCAGGUCUCUGAUUGGAGAUGUGGCAGCACUUAGUCGUAAGCAUGGCUCUGUUGUCCGCCACAACAGCAAUUUGUCACCCAGCUGAGAGAGAGCGGGCCAGGCAGGGGGCCUCGAUCUUUGCCGAUUUAAGUGCACAGGAAUUGAAAGAGGUGAAAAACUUUUUGUUUUCGCGUCCAGAUCUACGUCUCUCUUCAGUGAGGGAGGAAAACCUAAAGAAAAACAGCAUUUUCUUGAUUGAGUUGCACGUUCCCAAGAAGAGUGAGGCUCUCAGAGCGCUGGACAAAGGCCAUGAGAAGCCAGUACGCCAGGCCAGAGUAGUCAUUCAGUUCGGCGACCAGCCUCAUCCAAACAUCACCGAGUAUAUUGUUAGUCCACUACCCAAUCCCACUUGCUUGAAACCUCGAACCUUUAAAUCAAAGCAGUCCAUUAAGUUUGAAUCAAGGCCUAUCAGCUUAGUGGAGUACAAACAUUUGACGAAAACCCUAAAAGAGGUCACAGAAAAAGCAUACCGAAUCUUGAUGGAAAGCUCUGGAUUUUCCUUCCACAACUGUACUGACAGAUGCCUGACUUUCUCCGACAUUGCCCCACGUGGUGUGGAGUCAGGAGAGAGGCGGACCUGGAUAAUGCUGCAGAAGUUCGUUGAAGGCUACUUCAUUCACCCAGUAGGAUUUGAAGUCAUGAUCAACCACAAAUCCUUGGAUCCGUCUGAGUGGUUUGUAGAAAAGGUCUGGUACAACGAGCAGUACUUUGACAGUGUGGAGGAACUCGUUGAGAAAUAUGAGAGGGGGGAGGUUCGGAAGGUCAAGCUUGGUGAACAUAAUGAUGAAGACCUCUUCUCCACCUAUAUACCCCGUGGUGAGAGAAACACUCCAAACAACAUCCAUGGGCCCAAGACGGUGCUACCUCAGGGACCACGGUAUCGAGUGGACAACAAUUUUGUUGAAUAUGCAGGCUGGUCGUUUGCAUUUCGUGUACGCUCCAGUGCAGGCCUACAACUGUUUGACAUUCGCUUCAACGGAGAAAGAAUAGCCUACGAGAUCAGCCUCCAGGAGGCGUUGGCCUUCUAUGCCGGAAGCUCACCUGCCGUCAUGCAAACAAAAUAUAUUGACGCCGGCUGGGGAAUGGGAACUGUGGGCUAUGAGUUGGCUCCUGGUAUAGACUGUCCCGAGGUUUCUACCUUCAUCGACCUUUAUCAUUUCUAUGACACAAAUCACCCAGUUCGCUACAAGAAUGCCCUUUGUAUCUUUGAGAUGACGACCAACACUCCUUUGCGAAGGCACUACAAUAACAACUUCAGAGGCGGCUACAACUUUUAUGCCGGCCUGGAGAACACCGCUCUAGUCAUUCGGACCACCUCAACCGUUUAUAAUUAUGACUACAUCUGGGAUUUCUACUUUUAUCAGAAUGGGGUGGUGGAGUCUAGAGUCAGUGCAACCGGAUACAUUCACUCCCAAUUCUUCACUUCUGACGGUGUGAACUAUGGUAACAAGGUGUACAGCUACGUCCUGGGGAAUCUGCACACCCAUCUGGUCAACUACAAGGUUGACUUAGACGUAGCAGGAAGACAGAACAGUUUUGAAAGCCUGUCACUAAAAUAUGAGAAUAUUACCAAUCCGUGGAGUCCUUCUCACUUCAUUGUGCAAUCAAAGCUCCAUCGUACUCAACAUGAGAAAGAGAGGCACGCUGCGUUCCCUUUUGGCAAGACACUUCCCAGAUACCUUCACUUCUACAACCCAAAUCAAAAGAACCGGUGGGGUCACUACAAAGGAUACCGUAUCCAGUUCAACUCUCAUGCAUACAGCGUCCUCCCCAAGGGCUGGAAAGAAGAGAAAGGUGUCACCUGGUCAAGAUAUCCCUUGGCAGUGACACGGUAUCGGGACAGCGAGAUGACAAGCAGUACCAUCUAUUGUCAAAAUGACCCUUGGGAGCCAGUGGUGCACUUUGAAGACUACAUCCGAAACAACGAGAACAUUGUGAAUGAGGAUUUGGUUGCCUGGGUAACCGUCGGCUUCCUGCAUAUCCCCCACUCGGAAGACAUCCCAAACACGGCCACCCCCGGGAAUGCAGUUGGAUUCUUUCUGCGGCCCUUUAACUUCUUCGAUGAGGACCCCUCGGUGGCUUCCAAGAGCACGGUCAUUGUCCGGCCACAUAAAGACAGCUUCACGAAACUAAACACACAGCGGUGGACGCCUGAAGUUGUGGGCCACUGUGUGUCCGACAAGCCAUUUUACUACAAUGGCACUUAUUAUGAAGUUUAGGAGGGCUAAAGUUUGGGCUGGUGCUGUGUGUUUGUACUCUUUUUCUUGUUUUAUAUAUUUUGUUUACAUUUUUACAGUACAAUUUGCAUUGGGCCUACAAGUUUAGGUUUUGUUUGUCUGGAGAGAAAAAAAUCAUGAACAUGGCACUGGACUUCUCAUUUUGUAACAUCACUAAAGAUGGCAUCUUCUCCUCAGGCGUCCAUCAGUUGUGUGGGAGGCUGAUGUGAGUGAGGCCUGAGAAAUGUAGUAGCGUCUCCGUCAUUUGGUGUGUACAUCCUUUUGUUAAGUUGUUUAUGAAGUCUAAUAGAAACUUUUCUUUUCACGCAAUAUAAGCUUCUCCUCUACUGCUAAUAAAAAUAUUCUUAUAAAGUAAUUAAU